Molecule: messenger RNA, 1197 nt
Organism: Ogataea philodendri
Lineage: Eukaryota; Fungi; Ascomycota; Pichiomycetes; Pichiales; Pichiaceae
Exons: 1
Coding region: 1-1197 (398 amino acids)
Biological process (GO): double-strand break repair via single-strand annealing; DNA recombinase assembly; mitotic recombination
Cellular component (GO): nucleus
Source: RefSeq, a predicted model, not a curated record
AUGUCUGGACAAAUCUCGCGCUCGUUGCCUAAGAAACAGGACAAGACCGGUGAGCCGAUGGCUGUCCCAUACACUGCAGAGGAGCUUGGCCGGCUUAAAACAGCUUUGGACCGCAAACUGGGCCCCGAGUUCAUCAGUAUAAGAAGUGGUCCUGGACAAACGAAAGUUAAUUAUCUGGAAGGCUGGAAAGCCAUCAACCUUGCGAACGAGAUUUUUGGUCCUACGGGCUGGCGAUCGGAACUGAAGUCGUUCCAGGUGGACUACAUCGACGAGAGAAACGGCAGAGUCAGUCUGGGUUUGUCUUCUGUUGUUCGUGUGAUCCUUAAAGACGGCACCUAUCAUGAGGAUAUUGGGUACGGGUCGAUCGACAAUUGCAACAGCAAGAGCGCGGCGUUUGACAAGUGCAAGAAAGAGGCGGUGACUGACGGUAUGAAGAGGGCCCUCAGACAGUUUGGAAACUCGCUUGGUAACUGUCUCUACGACAAGGACUACUUGAAAAAGAUCUGCAAAGUGAAGCCGAUUCCAUUGGCCUUUGACGAGGACGAGCUGAUGCGGAACGAAAAGCCUUUGAUCAAGAGCGAGCCCAAGCCAAAGGCCCUGUCGUUGAACGAGAUCUCCAAGAAGCCUGUGGCGGCAGCUUCAAAACCACAAACACACUCCAUGCCUACGCUCCGCCAUGCAGAGCCUCCAGAUGAGCAGGAAAACUCGUUCAACGACUUCAUGAGCGACGACUGGCCCGACGAGCUGACAAAAACGAAAAAAGAUGCAUUGCCCAACUCGGAGCCCGAGUUCGACGACGACGACGACGACUUCGAGCCUCGCGCGCUGCAGGCGCCGGCUGUUCGUGGUCGCGAGCUCAAGGUGGGGAAGUCGCAGGAAUUGCAACGCGAGGCCGAUGGUAGCAGAACGGGGACCCCGCAGGUGGCCCGCAAGCUUGAUCUGGAAGCCAACGCGGCCACGCCUGCAGAGAUCCCAACCAGUGUGGUGUUUGUGAGUGCAAAGGCAGCAGACCGCGUCAAGAGAGACCCAUCGCUUCAGAACGGAUCCAAGUACGACGCCCGCAACACGCCCGACUCGCUCAAACGCUCGAGUUUCAUCAACCACAACAAAUCAACACCCAUCAAGCGCAGUCUGGUACUGGACGAAAAGGAAAAUCACGUUCCUGCGGCUACCAAGCGUAGCCAUCGAGGAAAUUAG